CCCUCCCAAAUUUCCUUUCACUUUCGAUCUCUGGCUGUCACCCGGCUUGGCCUCUUCCACACCCAGCUGGGGCAAGCCUGACCCAGCCGCAGGCAUGAGGGGCCCCCGGCCGAGAUGAUAGUGCUGGCGCCAGCCUGGAGCCCGACUACCUCCUUGCUGUUGCUGCUGCUGCUGCUGCUUCUGAGCCCCGGCCUUCGAGGGACCCAGAACUGCAACUUUGAGCACAGCCCCAUCACCUCCAACUUUGCUGUCACCAUACGCAAGCUGUCUGACUACCUGCUUCAAGAUUACCCUGUCACCGUGGCCUCCAAUCUGCAGGAGGAGGAGCUCUGCGGGGCCCUCUGGCGGCUGGUCCUGGCCCAGCGCUGGAUGGAACAGCUCAAGUCUGUGGCUGGGUCCCAGAUGCAAGUCCUGCUGGAGGCUGUCAACACUGAGAUACACUUUGUCACCACAUGUGCCUUUCAGCCCCUCCCCAGCUGUCUUCGCUUCGUCCAGACCAACAUCUCCCACCUCCUGCAGGACACCUCCAAGCAGCUGAUGACUCUGAAGCCCUGGAUCACCCACCGAAAUUUCUCUCGGUGCCUGGAGCUGCAGUGUCAGCCCGACACCUCCACCCUGCUUCCCCCAAGGAGUCCUGGGGCCCUGGGAGUGACAGCCCUUCCGGCCCCUCAGUCCCCUCUGUUGCUCCUCUUGCUGCUGCCCGUGGCCCUCCUGCUGCUGGCCGCUGCCUGGUGCCUGCACUGGCGAAGGACGAGGUGGAGGACGCCCUGCCCUGGGGAGCGGGUGCCCCCUACCUCCAGUCCCUAGGACAUGCUGCUUGCAGAGUGCUGACCUGGCCGGGGCCUCGUCUUGAGGAGGACACUGAGGCCCAGAGAGGGGAGUCACCUGCCAGAGGACACACAGCUGGGACACGGAGGAAGUGGGCUAGAGGCUGGGC
Messenger RNA from Cynocephalus volans (Philippine flying lemur), 937 nucleotides. RefSeq names its product fms related receptor tyrosine kinase 3 ligand (gene FLT3LG). The transcript is spliced from 9 exons. Lineage: Eukaryota; Metazoa; Chordata; Mammalia; Dermoptera; Cynocephalidae. Gene Ontology annotation, molecular function: cytokine activity; receptor tyrosine kinase binding. Bases 115 to 807 code for a protein of 230 amino acids. Gene Ontology annotation, biological process: positive regulation of cell population proliferation. The record is from RefSeq and is a predicted model, not a curated record. Gene Ontology annotation, cellular component: membrane; cell surface.